Molecule: messenger RNA, 957 nt
Organism: Cynocephalus volans (Philippine flying lemur)
Lineage: Eukaryota; Metazoa; Chordata; Mammalia; Dermoptera; Cynocephalidae
Product: olfactory receptor 56A1
Exons: 1
Coding region: 13-957 (314 amino acids)
Biological process (GO): G protein-coupled receptor signaling pathway
Cellular component (GO): plasma membrane
Molecular function (GO): olfactory receptor activity; G protein-coupled receptor activity
Source: RefSeq, a predicted model, not a curated record
AGGAUACAGGACAUGGCAUCACAAAGCAACAGCUCCUUUAUUCCAAUCUCUGAAUUCCUCCUCAUCUGCUUCCCUAACUUCCAGAGCUGGCAGCACUGGCUGUCCCUGCCCCUCAGCCUCCUCUUCCUCCUGGCCAUGGGGGCCAAUGCCACCCUCCUGAUCACCAUCCAGCUAGAGGCCUCUCUGCACCAGCCCAUGUACUACCUGCUCAGCCUCCUCUCCAUGCUGGACAUGGUGCUGUGUCUCACUGUCAUCCCCAAGGUCCUGGCCAUCUUCUGGUUUGACCUCAGGUCCAUCAGCUUCUCUACCUGCUUUCUCCAGAUGUUCAUCAUGAACAGUUUCCUCCCCAUGGAGUCCUGCACAUUCAUGGUCAUGGCCUAUGAUCGUUAUGUGGCCAUCUGCCACCCCCUGCGGUACCCAUCCAUCAUCACGGACCAGUUUGUGGUCAAGGCUAGUGUCUUCAUUGUGGCACGAAAUGCCUUUCUCACUGCACCCAUUCCUAUCCUCACUGCCCGGCUCCAUUAUUGUGGGAGAAAUGUCAUUGAGAACUGCAUCUGUGCCAACCUAUCUGUGUCCAGACUCUCCUGUGAUAAUUUCACCCUUAAUAGAAUCUACCAAUUUGUGGCUGGUUGGACCUUGCUGGGCUCGGAUUUCAUCCUCAUCUUCCUCUCCUACACCUACAUUCUAAGAGCUGUGCUUAGGUUCAAGGCUGAGGGGGCUGCAAUGAAGGCUCUGAGCACAUGUGGCUCCCACUUCAUCCUCAUUCUUUUCUUUAGCACCAUCCUGCUCGUUGUGGUGAUGACAAAUGUGGCCAGAAAGAGAGUCCCCAUGGACAUCCUGAUUCUGUUCAAUGUCCUUCAUCAUCUAAUUCCUCCUGCCUUGAACCCCAUUGUAUAUGGGGUUCAAACCAAAGAGAUAAAACAUGGAAUUCAGAAAUUGCUGCAGAGAAGCAUGUGA